Contarinia nasturtii (swede midge) is the source of this 2111-nucleotide messenger RNA. It is a transcript of the gene pip, whose product is annotated as heparan sulfate 2-O-sulfotransferase pipe. Gene Ontology annotation, cellular component: membrane. The coding region runs from base 627 to 1796 and encodes 389 amino acids. The transcript has 8 exons. Gene Ontology annotation, molecular function: sulfotransferase activity. NCBI's taxonomy places the organism in Eukaryota, Metazoa, Arthropoda, Insecta, Diptera, Cecidomyiidae. The record is from RefSeq and is a predicted model, not a curated record.
UUUCGUGUGCAGAGUAAAAAAGAAGCCGAAGAAAAUAAGAAGAGUAAAAGUCUGAAAUGCAAAUAAACAAUCGAAGAGUGAGUGUGUAAACACAUUAAUACGGAACAAUAUUAAGAAGUGGUUCUCACCUUUUUCUCUUUCUGACUUUUACGCUCACGGAAUCGCGCGCUCGUAUGUGUGUGUGUGUUUCGUCAACGAUGGAAUUGUGUAUGUUACGGAUCCCAACCACUGACCACGUACAAUAUAAAAAAAUUUGAAAUGGUAUUUGGAUUGAAGCAGACAAAACAACGAAACGGUCGAAAAAAGAGUAAUCGUCAACUAUAACCAGAAAAUAUACCAAAAAAUUUCAGUCGUUUCUUGACCACCAAAUCGAUUGUUUCAUCAAAAUCUGCACGACUUUCAGUUCAAAUCAGCGCAUUAACACUUGGCGCACAUCAAAAUUCACAACAAACAAAAACAAACGACAAAUAAAAAGACGAAUUCCGUUUUUCGAAGUGAAGAAGUGAAAAGUGUGGGUUAGAAAAGGUUUAUGUGUACAGUAUUAUAGAAAAAUCAUGUAUUAUUUGUACAUUCGGCUUUAGUGUUUAUUGUGAUAAAGAGCGAUUUAGCAUAGAAACGAAAGAAUAAUGGAAUUUUUAACUAAAUAUAGGAGAAUGUAUAUGAUAAAAAGAUCGUCACUAUUCUUUUGGAUUUUGAUAGGCCUAGUGUGUACAUUACUAUUGUUUUAUCGACCCGAAGAUAGGAUAACAAAGUCAACCACAGACCAAAGUCUCAGCUCAACAAUAAAUUUGGUUGACAACAAUCAAAACACAGAUGAAGACAAUAACAAUAGUAUUGAAUAUCAGCCAUAUUAUGCACAAGCGCGAUCAACAAACAUUCCGGAAAUAGUUCCAAGUGCCUAUGAAAUGAAUAAUACGCGAAAUGCGCUACAAGAAAUCCUAUUUUUCAAUCGAGUACCAAAAGUUGGAAGUCAAACAUUUAUGGAGCUUAUGAAGCAGCUAUCUUACUUUAAUGAUUUCCAUUUUCAUCGAGAUCCGGUGCAACGCGUUGAAAUGAUUCGUUUAAGUAUGCCGCAACAGUUUGAUUUGACCUCUGCAAUUUUAAAUUUGCCUCCACCUUCGGCAUUCGUUAAGCAUGUCUGUUUCACAAAUUUCACCAGAUUUGGAUAUCCGUCGCCCAUUUACAUAAAUUUGGUACGAGACCCGGUGGAAAGAGUAAUCAGUUGGUUCUAUUAUGUACGAGCACCAUGGUAUUAUGUUGAACGAAAGCGGGCAUUUCCCGAUUUACCGUUGCCCGAUCCAAACUGGCUAAGAAAAGAUUUCGAAACAUGUGUACUACAAAGCGAUCCCGAAUGUGUGUACAAUCAAGGUGUACGUCGUGAAGGUAUCGGAGAUCAUCGACGUCAAACUCUUUUCUUUUGUGGUCAUGAACCGGACUGCACACCGUUCAAUUCCCAGGAAGCUUUGGACAAGGCAAAACGUGCUGUUGAAGAAAAUUAUGCGGUUGUUGGUGUUCUUGAAGAUUUGAACACGACAUUUGCUGUCUUGGAGCAUUAUGUACCUAGAUUUUUUAGAGGCGUCACUCGAGUAUAUCACGCCAGUGAAAGCGUUCGCGUUAAUCGAAAUUCAUUUAAACCGCCGGUCAGCGAAUAUGUGAAAGAUAUUGUUCGGCGAAAUUUCUCUCGCGAAGUUGAAUUUUAUGAAUUUUGUAAAGAUCGCUUGUACAAGCAAUAUCGUGCAUUAAAAUUGCCAAGCGGUAAAAGCACAGAUGUAUCCUCCACGCGUAAUGCAUUUUGAAGAAUGUGAUUCAAUGAAAUAAAACAAAACACACACACACACACACAAACAAAACACUAAAGGCUGAUUUGAAAUGACACUCGCAACUGACGAAUUUCAACUAUCACUCACCGAUAAUACAAUAACAACGCAACACAAUGCAUACAACCAUUUUGCGUCCGACUACACAAUUUCGAAAGUCUGCAGUGAUUGGCUCAGUGAAGCCAUCGGUACCACAAAAAACUAUGCAUUAAAUAAAAUAUAUAUAUAUAGGAAAUAUUACUUCAGUUCAAAUUUAUUAAAAAAAAUAAAUUAUUGCUUCUUUUUUAUCAACAA